AUGACCGAAAGAAGCAACAAGCCGACGACAUUUCCAAACUUUCGCAAGCUCACCACAGUUCCACUCUUGACAGUUUUGAGACAAAUGGGACCGGCCGAAAUGUAAGGCUUAGGCUUAGGGCUUAGGGCCCAAUAUUGUGCACACGUUUUCAGUGUGAACAUGAGUCUGACGAGUAGCGAAAUGCGAAAAACGCUGCCGAGACCGACGGUUGGCGUCUCGAUCCGUCAGUAUCCGACCGAAUCGAAGGCCACGCGGAUUGAGUUGGUUUCGCCGCGAAGGAGGCGGGUUUUUGAGUGGAAAGUGGAUGGAGCGGGACGAGUGAACAGUCGGAUUGUCGUUGUCGACGGACGCGCGCUCUGGCAAAUGUGAGUUUCGUCGAAUGGCGCUUUUGUGCGCGAUUUUUAGUGAACAUUUUGAAGAAGCGACGACGAUGAGGAUGGAAGCAAACUGCUGACGAUCGACGGAAAGCAGAUUAGGACUUUGAUGUGAGCUGUUUUUAUAGCAUUUUCCAUAACUUUUCCAUCACCUUUUAAAGGUGGUGUCGAACGUGACAAACAACAUAUUUUUAAAAUAAACUUCAAAGUGGGCCAUUCAUGUUCCCAAAGUCCCGAAUUACGAAAAAAAUUCCCCGAUUUUUAAUGGGGUUAUACAGGCUGUGAAAAAAUGGUUGUUUCCCGUUUUUUUCGUUUUUUUACGUCAAAAAAUCCAAUUCAGCGAUGUAAAAAACGAAAAAACGGAAAACAAACAACAUACGCUGAAUAGCCCCAUAAGAUUUUUUUCAAAAAAGUUAAUGGUACCGAGAGAAGUACACGGCGAAAUGGAAGAGCUGGCUGAGAUUUUUCUAGUCCCCCCCGAUGGAAUUCCCCUUUCUUUCGAUUUUUUUCGGUUUUCGUGCAAAUUUCUUAAAUUUUCAAUUGUUUUUACGCUGAACACACUUAUUUGCAAUAUUUUUAAAAAAUUUAUGUUUUUUUCUGUACCGUGACGCCAAAAAAAUCGAUAAUCUGAAACUUUUUUUGGUGUUUUUCCGGGUUUUUCGCUCAAUCUUCGGUUUGCGCGCUGAAAACUAAAUAGAAAGAGAUCGCUCAAUCAUUUCCUGAGUCUUAUUUAAAAUUUGCGAGUUACAGAAAGUUAUAUUUUUCAGAGUAAUGCAAAAAAUCCAAAACUUCUUAUUUUCGGUUUUACAAAAAAAGGCAGAUUUUUUCUGAAUUUCGCUGAAUUUUGAAAGUUUCAGAUUAUCGAUUUUUUUGACGCCACGGCACAGAAAAAAACGUAAAUUUUUUUUUUAAAUAUUGCAAAUAAGUGUGUUCAGUGUGUAAAAACAAUUGAAAAUUUAAGAAAUUUGCACGAAAACCGAAAAAAAUCGAUAGAAAGGGGAAUUCCAUCCGGGGGGACUAGAAAAAUCUUGGCCAGCUCUUCCAUUUCGCCGUGCACCACUUCUCUCGGUACCAUUAACUUUUUUGAAAAAAAUCUUAAAAAUCGGGGAAUUUUUUUCCGUAAUUCGUGACCUCGGGAAAGUGAAUGGCCCACUUUGAAGUUUAUUUUAAAAAUAUGUUGUUUGUCACGUUGGAGACCACCUUUUGAAGCGCUAUAAUUACAGGAACAACGCGCGGCACUUCACCUCGCUCGUCGAGCCUCUGAUGCCCGAUUUGGAGCACAUCUUCAAGUACCUUAUGAGCCUCUUCAAUGGCGAAAUUGUCGAGAUCGAGAUGCCACGUCACGAGCAACGCUCCUUCUUCAUCUGGAAAUAUAUAAAGGGUCCGAUUCCGAAAAUUAUCUUCCCCGACGUUAGCUCGCUGUACACCGAGGAGCAGAUGCACAUGGUUGAGAUGUCGAAGAAUAUCAAAGUGGUCCAAGUGACUAAUGUCCCCCUGAAUCAGGUCAGUUUGAGAGAUUUACAAUAGUCAUGUAAAUUGGGAGUAUUGUAGCUCUCUUGAAAGUUGGCGUUGAAAUGCAGUCCUAACUUCCAAGAGCUACAGUAGUCUUAGGAGUGAUUGUACGAAAAAGGUGUCAACUACAAAAGCAAAGUACAUGGUAUGAACUUUAUUUUCUCAGUUGACAACUUUUUCGUACGACGACUCGUUCGAGUACUGUAGCUCUUGGAAGUUGGCGUUGAAAUGCAGUCAGUGUGCCUUGAACGUUGUCCGAAUUUCCAAGAGCUACAGUAACCCACGGAUAUUGUAUUUUUGUUUAGAGUUGGCAUUGCGAAACGCUCAUCGGAACCGGCGUAUGCGUGAUAGAUUCUACAAGUCUGGCAACUGUAAAAUGCAAAAAUGUGUACGUCGAAGCGUGCGUCGUCACUUUGGACAGUAUAAAAGAGGUGCUGAAGGGAUGGCGGGACCUGUCAACGACUGUCGAAUAUCUCCGAAUUCGAUUCGAUAAUAUCGAAGGAUACGUUCUCAACUGGGAAUCGGCAAUUAGCGGGGUUCCGUUGGUGGAUAACCUGAUGGUUCCGUGGAGAUUGAUGCACGAGUUGAAGAAGUGAGUUCCGAUUAGAACACAGCUCAUAACUUGGCAAUGAAGCAGUUUAGAAGAGAGUGUUCAACUGAAAAGUUGUGGAGCACAAAAUUGUGAACAUUUUUUUAGUUGACGACAUUUUGAAGUAAUCAUUGGUUCUCUUGAUAUACAGGGUGGUCCACCGUUACCCGUACAAAAUAAAAGUUGUGUAAUUCCAAAACUAGAAGUCAGAAAGACAUGAGACUUAACAAAACGUUUACUAAGAUGUUUGACAAUAUUUAUAAGCUAAUAGUGUUGCACCCGACCUCCUUUCCUAACAAUGACAGCCCGAAGACUUCCGAAGUAACCGUUUGCCGCGGCACGCGGGAAGUCCGUGAACAAAUUGACCCCCUACCUGGCAAGGAAUUUUUUCCUCACUCCCUACUUGUCUGGGGUUUAGCCUUCAUAUUGGCCUGUAAGACCCCAACAACGAAUAGUCCAACAAAAAAUGAUCCGGCGAGAAAUCGGACCAUUUUUCCUUCUUGAUGAACGCUGCCAAAUUGGCCUGGAACCACUGCUAAAUGAUCUUGGCCGUGUGAGCAGGCGUAUUAUCCUAAUCUAACACCCAAUGUUGUUCUCCAAAGUAUUUGUGAGACCGAAGAAAACGUUUCUUUGUUGACGUCUCAUCUACAUAACGUACUUUUCUGAUUUUGUCAUCAUGAUCGAUGAAAACGCGUUGAGAUUGGCAUGUUCAGCUGAUGGGACAAGAAAUCAUGGCACGGACUCAGCUUGCAUUUUAGAGUGAUUUACACGGAUAUUGGACUCAUUUCCACAUCACAUUUCAUGAUAGUUUGUCUGCUCACCCCUCAGUGAAAAAGCGUACAAUGGGAACGGGGUGCAGACUAAUCGGUGCUAUUCGGCUGAAACAAAUCCGUUUGGUCUGAGACUCGGCCAAAUAGUUAAGAACAUGAUAAUAUACAAAAUUUUGAAUUAGGGCCACACCAGAAUUGCGUCAGUACCUGCGCGCGCCGCGUGAAACUUUUGUACGGGUAACGGUGGACCACCCUGUAAGUCUUUAAAGGUAGCGGACACUUUCAGAGCCUAUUCAUUCGAGUUCAUGAGCUCAUAACUUGAGAAUAAAGCAUUUUGAAGCAAACUCUUCAACUAAAAAGUUGUUCAACAUAACAUUUUAAACAAUUUGUUAGUUGAUCACAAUUGGAAAUACUCGGCGGUUCUCUAGAUAUAAGUCUUAGAGUUCAAGUCUUUAAUGUACUUCACUUUCAGAGCCCGUCCAUUCGAGUUCACCGGAAACUACGCGGUGAUCCGUCGCGACUGGGGUCACUGUCACGCCGUCAUUUGUGGAUUCAACAUGCACGGAAAAGAUUACUUUGUUCUCAGACCGAUUCCCCAAGAGCUUCUCACUCUAUACCAGAGUUGA
Caenorhabditis sp. 36 PRJEB53466 is the source of this 3871-nucleotide messenger RNA. The record is from the annotation of a GenBank genome assembly. NCBI's taxonomy places the organism in Eukaryota, Metazoa, Nematoda, Chromadorea, Rhabditida, Rhabditidae.